Molecule: messenger RNA, 921 nt
Organism: Galeopterus variegatus (Sunda flying lemur)
Lineage: Eukaryota; Metazoa; Chordata; Mammalia; Dermoptera; Cynocephalidae
Product: olfactory receptor 5AC1-like
Exons: 1
Coding region: 1-921 (306 amino acids)
Biological process (GO): sensory perception of smell; G protein-coupled receptor signaling pathway
Cellular component (GO): membrane
Molecular function (GO): olfactory receptor activity; odorant binding; G protein-coupled receptor activity
Source: RefSeq, a predicted model, not a curated record
AUGAUAGAGACAAACGAGACAAUGGUGACAGAGUUUGUUCUGAAAGGACUAACAGAUUGUCCAGGGCUGCAGGUUCCCCUGUUCCUGCUGUUCUUAUUGAUUUAUGUCAUCACCAUGGUGGGCAACCUUGGGCUGCUUUUUCUCAUCUGGAAGGACCCCCAUCUUCACACCCCCAUGUACUUGUUCCUUGGCAGUUUAGCCUUUGCAGAUGCUUGUUCUUCAUCCUCUGUAACCCCCAGGAUGCUUGUCAACAUCUUAAACAAAGGUCAAAUGAUAUCCCUCUCUGAAUGCAUGGCCCAAUAUUAUUUUUUUGGUUCCAGUGCAACCACAGAAUGUUUCCUCCUGGUAGUGAUGGCCUAUGACCGCUAUGUAGCCAUAUGUAACCCCUUACUUUAUCCAGUGGUGAUGUCCAACAGACUCAGCACUUGGUUGAUAAGUAUGUCAUAUGCAAUUGGUUUUCUACACCCUGUUGUUCAUGUAGGAUUAUUAUUUAGAUUAACUUUCUGUAGGUAUAAUAUAUUACAUCAUUUCUACUGUGAAAUCUUGUCACUGUUUACAAUUUCUUGCACUGACCCAUCUGUUAAUGCUUUAGUUGUUUUUAUUUUUGCUGCUUUUAUACAGGCUUUUACUUUUAUGACCAUCAUAGUUUCUUAUACUCGUGUCCUCUACGCCAUCCUGAAAAAGAAGUUUGAGAAAGGCAGAAGCAAAGCCUUCUCCACAUGCUGUGCCCAUCUGCUCUCUGUCUCCUUGUUCUAUGGCACGCUCUUCUUCAUGUAUGUACGUCCUGGGUCUGGCCGAGAUAAAUACCAGGAUAAAAUGUAUUCACUGUUCUACACGAUUAUAAUCCCCCUGCUAAACCCCUUUAUUUACAGCCUAAGAAACAAGGAAGUUUUAGGUGCACUGAGAAAAGUGAUAAAGUAA